Molecule: messenger RNA, 255 nt
Organism: Leptosia nina
Lineage: Eukaryota; Metazoa; Arthropoda; Insecta; Lepidoptera; Pieridae
Source: the annotation of a GenBank genome assembly
AUGGGAAAGAUCCUAAAUUUGAAGAGCCUGGAACGCGACCCUGUGUGCGUCAGCCAGCGUAGACGUACAGUAGUGUGCGUGUCGUGCGCACGCGUCUACGGCACCGUAUUUACGCUAGCGCCCCUACCACCGGCGGCACUCAUGCGCCGCGCGACCUCACGAACACACGUUCACCCCACCACACGGCCUGUGACCCUCGGCGACACCAAACAUCCCAGUCUAUCCCAGUAUGUGCCAGUGUUCAAACGCCAGUGA